AUGUACUUCUCUCUGAACUGGGUGAGAAACUACUCCCAAGUAGGCCUCUCUGGCUCCAUUGCCAACUCUACAGUCUCCUACCACUCUAUUGUGUCACCCUUAAGCAUGGAGGUGAUGAACUCUAAGUUACACACUGGGGGUGAGAUACAACUGUCUGAGGGUACAGAGCAUCUCUUUGAGCCACUUAUCCGCACUAAUACCACUUAUUCUUGGUUCUCUAUGCGAUAUAAUGCGGAUGGACUCAAGAAUUUUGGUAAAAUGGUCCUGAACUAUCUGCAGCAAUCAUCAAACAUCGAUCGAGAAAUGGGGGUACAUGUAGAUGAACUUUCGAAACAAUUGAAUGCUCCCAUGGCAAAGAUCAAGGAUGCUAUUGAGUUCCUCGAGAGGGAAGGUUUAGUUUACUCCUCUAUUGUUGAUUAUCACUACAAGGCUGUAGGUGGUCUCUAGCUCUAAAUAGCAUAGCUUAGUUUAGCUUGGAACUGGGUGUUAAACUGGAUUUGUAGUCACUGAAACGGAUGCUAUUCAUCAUAGUUU
Messenger RNA from Hibiscus syriacus, 534 nucleotides. RefSeq lists its product as uncharacterized. The record is from RefSeq and is a predicted model, not a curated record. Gene Ontology annotation, cellular component: DNA replication factor A complex; chromosome, telomeric region; site of double-strand break. The coding region runs from base 1 to 447 and encodes 148 amino acids. The transcript has 4 exons. NCBI's taxonomy places the organism in Eukaryota, Viridiplantae, Streptophyta, Magnoliopsida, Malvales, Malvaceae. Gene Ontology annotation, biological process: double-strand break repair via homologous recombination; DNA replication; nucleotide-excision repair.